Messenger RNA from Mesorhabditis spiculigera, 5034 nucleotides. Lineage: Eukaryota; Metazoa; Nematoda; Chromadorea; Rhabditida; Rhabditidae. The record is from the annotation of a GenBank genome assembly.
AUGAUCGCCAGCCAGGUUCAGCUGGUGCUCAGGGCGGAGGAUGGUUCUCCCCGGUUGAGGCCAAAGCUGUCGGGUGAAUGGACACAGGUGGAGGUGGUCCGUUUGGAGGUGCUGAACGGAGGGCUCGGGUUCGGCAUCGUUGGCGGCACGUCCACGGGUGUCGUCGUCAAGACCAUUUUGCCCGGCAGCCCGGCUGAUAAGGACCAACGACUCCGCCCCGGUGACCACAUCCUCCAGGUGGGCAACAUCAACACGCAGGGGAUGACCAGCCAACAGGUGGCCACCAUUCUGCGCCAACAAGAGAACCUGGUGGAGAUGAUCGUCGGGCGGCCGAUUAACGGAACCGAGAAACCGGAAGACACGGCUGACUGCUGGACGAUGGCCACAAAAUCGGCGUUGAAUCCCAGCCAGCUGGAGGAGGAGCGGAGAGGACGGAGGGCACAUUUGGAGCCGACAACUUCCGAAAAGGAAAACGAGCCGACUUCCGAUGUCCCCGAGGAAAAGCCCGACUCUGCAGAACCUGAACCCGAGCCAUCAGCCUCUCAAUCCAAUGCCCCACAACCGCCCACCUCGGAAUCUCGCAAAAACUCCACGCCCCACAAUACACCCCCAUGGACGUCCGGCGCGCAGAGUAUUGCCGCGGAAAGCAGAAAAUCUAGCUUGGCGGCUAAGCAUAGCGAGCCAGCCGGCUCCCCGAUCUCCCCAACCAUGUCGCUGAAGGCUCUUCAAGAGAUGGCGCUGACCGUGUUUCUGCGGGAGAACUGGGAAAAUGCUGGCAAGUAUGAUGUCGUGGAGGUCGAGCUGGGAAGGCAUCCGACGAUGGGCCUUGGGAUUACGGUGGCCGGAUAUGUGCAUAGGAAAGAAGAAAUUGGCGGUGUCUUCGUCAAAAGUCUGGUCAAAGGAAGCGCCGCGCUCAGAUCUAAACUCGUCCACCAGAACGACCUAAUUCUAAAGGUAAAUGGCGAAUCGUUGGAGCACCUGUCGCACGCCGACUCUGUGAAGACAUUGGUUAGAAGUGGGCAGAAGGUGGCGUUGAGCCUCGUCCGCUUCCACGCCGACAGCCCGCAGGCCCUCUGCCUGAACAUGCUGCAAAGACAAGAGACGGAGACGCAGGUCAUUGAUGUGCAAUCGUCGGAUCCGGAAUUGGUAGCGUUUUGGAAGCAGCGGAUAGAAGGUGACGUCGACAUCAUCCAAUCCGUGAUCCGCCCCGAUCGAGGAGGCGGAGGUGGUGAUGGAGGUCUAGGAGUCGCCCUGGAGGGUACUGUAGAUGUGGUCGAGGGUACCGCCCUCUGCCCCCACCAUUACAUCGGCUCAAUCCGACGAGACGGACCUGCCGCCGGGCUUCUCCAGGCUGGAGAUGAACUCCUGCAGGUGAACCAUGUGCACGUCUACGGGGAGUCCCACGUCACCGUCAGGGACGCCCUGGCACGGGCAGUGUCGGCGAACGCCCCCGUGACGCUGGUCAUUGCCAGAAAGGCAGAAACGAUCUCAAUGUGGAUGCCAUCGGGUGAUGCUCCCCUUGGUUCACUCCCCCAAUGUUAUCCUCUCCUCGCCUCAGCCAGUCAACAGGUCACCAAGGCCAAGUCGGACCCGUGUUUGCCGAGUUGUAGUCGGCAACCGGACGAUUCGAAUGUGGACGAGGAAUACGAGCCGCGGGCGUCGGGUAGCCGGAUGAGGGCCAGAUCGCUGGAGCCGUUGACCGGAUUGGCGUCGAUGGCGUCAAUGACUUCCUGGUCGCCAUGCUCCUCCAGAUCCGUCUCCCCGGCCUCACCAAUGAGAUUAGCCGGCUCCUGGGCGUACGACGUCAUCUACCUGCCCGCGCACCUCGAGCGAACGAUCAAGGUUCAAAAGGGACCGGUACCGCUAGGGAUUACGGUAGACGCGGAGCGGGACAAAGGCGUCAACGGGUGUGUGGUGAAGAGUAUUUGCGGGAAGAAGGCGAUAGCAAGGGAUGGACGUCUUCAGGUCGGCGACUACAUCGUCAAGAUCAACCACGAACCUCUCCGAAACUCGACCAGCUCACAGGCGAGGGCCAUCCUGAAGCGCACCAACCUUGUCGGAACCAACUGCACGAUCAUCUACAUCACCGGGGCGGACGCGAAGAUCUGGAAGGAGCGCUUUGCAAAGGAAGCUGAGCCACAAACGCCGGAGCUGAACAGAUUGUCGCCGAGGGUGUUCCCGAAGUUCUACCGGGGUGCGCUUGACCGGAAGCCAUCCGUGGACAGCCAGCUGGAAGUGUCAACGGCCAUUUCGACGUCGUUGACAGAGGCUCCGCCCACACCGGCUCCGACGUCGCCGUCAGACGCCGAGGUUGAGCAGCUACGGCAGAUAUUGAAUCAUAUUAUUGACGAGUUGUUGGCGGAAGUCAUGAAGCAAGCCCUCCAGGAUUCGGCCCUCCAGCUCGACGUCCUCACCCAGACACCGGACUGGAGCACGGCCAAAAGAUCGAAGUUGAGCAAGAAGAAGCGAGACGACGCCUUCUCGGACAAGCCGGGCGGGUGGAGAACGAGGGCUCGGCCACCACCUCUGGAGAAGAAGCGGAUGCGGAGACGGCGAGCUCGCGUCGCCCUGAUGCGCUCAAAGCUGUGGGGUGAGGCGCGGACCGUCAUCCUCAACCGGGAGCCCGAUAAAUCGUUUGGUAUCAGCAUCGUGGGCGGUCGGGUGGAGGUGUCUCAAAAGGGUGGGUUGCCAGGCACCGGGAAUACGGUAUCCGGAAUUUUCAUCAAAAGCGUGCUGCCAAAUAGUCCGGCUGGGCAGAGCGGCCAGAUCAAUAUGGGAGAUCGUGUGCUAUCGGUAAACGAGGUCGACCUCCGAGAGGCAUCUCAUGAAGAAGCUGUAGCAGCUAUACGCUCGGCGACAAACCCCGUGAAGUUCGUGCUCCAAUCCCUGCACUCAUUCGCCCCGCAUCAGCAAAUGAUCUCGUCCACCUCGUCCUCAACAAUCGGCUCAAUACGAGUUGAGGCAUCUGUUCGAGCUCACGAGCCGAUGGAGACCGUCGUUUUGCACCAUGACCAAGUGAUCGUCCACGAGGAGAAGCCAAAGCCGAUCCCGAAAAAGCAGCCAUCCGUCGAUAGUAGUGAGGUGAAGCCGAGUGUGCAGAGGCAGGCCACGAUUGAGUCCAAGAAAUCACUCCAAUCCCGCGUCUCUGAUCACUCGAUCCACUCGGGCCAUUCCCCCUCCCUCCGCAGCAUCCAUGCCGAGCUGGCCAACAUCGCCUCAACAUCUGAAGCCGAAGUCGAGCCGGCACCGGUGGAUGACCCCAUCGUGGAUGGGGUAGAAGAGGAAAGUGCCGCGUAUCUCCGACGUCGACCGUCCGAUUGUGAGGCCCCAUCCACGUUUGGAUAUACCAGAGGCAAAAUCGACCAGAAGUACUCGGCGCUACCGGGGGAGGUGUUGUUCUUGCAACUGCGCGGCGUGCCGGAGGCUGGAUUGGGAAUCUCUCUGGCCGACUCCACGGAUCGUCUCCCUCAUGGUAUCCUGGUCAUCUCCACCCACCCAGCCUGUCCACUACCGAUCCGACCAGCCGACGAGAUCCUUGAGGUGAACGGCAAGGUGCUCGUCGGACUCUCCCCCGCUGUUGCCUCAGGCCACAUCCGGACUGCCAAUGAUGAGGACUACUUGGAACUGCUCGUCUUGAGGAGACCACAGCCGGAACCGCUACCCGCCCCAGAAAAGCCAGAAGCUCCCCCUGCUCCUGCGCCGGUUGUCCUAAACGGACAGGCCGAACCGAAGGAACGGGAACAGCCGACUGUCCGGUUUGAGGACGGGGAGAAGCCCGAGAAGGCACAACCAACUGUACCUCCAUCACCACGGAACGAUCGGAUGCGUCCGCCCACCGAGCAGGCCACCCUCUCGCCGCAAGUCAACGACGCGCGGAAAAAGUCGCUGGCCGACCGGACGGUGGAAAUUGCGACCGGGAAGGAGACGGUCAUCGAGAUCGACAAGGAGGGCAAGGGUCUCGGCCUCUCCAUCGUUGGCGGCAUCGACACGGUGUUGGGUACUGUCGUCAUCCACGAGGUCUACCCAGACGGCGCCGCGGCAGCCGAUGGUCGUCUCCGCCCAGGCGAUCAGGUCCUAGAGGUGAACAAUCAAUCGCUACGCAACGUCACGCACGAGACGGCUAUCCAGCAUCUACGAAGGACACCAAAUCGGGUAAAACUCCAGGUGUACCGGGACGUUAAUCUCCAACGCUGCCUCCUCGACCCAACCCAGAUCUACAACAUCAUCGAGCUGGAGUUGACCAAGAAGCCGGGAAGGGGACUUGGACUGUCAAUCGUCGGCCGCAAAAACGAGGCCGGUGUGUACGUCAGUGAGGUGGUGCGAGGCGGCGCUGCUGAGGCUGAUCACCGACUUUUUGCUGGCGAUCAGAUUCUGGCCGUCAACGGAACCGACGUCGCAAAUCUGAUGCAAGAAGAAGUUGCGGCAAUGCUAAAGGCGUGUGUCGGAAAAGUAACGCUGAAGGUUGGACGUUGGAAGGUGACGGAAGCAACCGACAAAGUCCACGCCGCCGCUGAAGCCGCAAGAGCAACAACCGCCAGUUCUCCUAGGGAAGAUCCGCCCGCUGCAGCUGCAAAUCGACCCCUCGAGGUGAAGAAGGCGGAUCGGGACGGAGCGCUGAGUCCGUUGGCCGAGGAGCCGAUUGUUGCCAAGGAUGUGCAGCCAACCGCCUCCGCCAAACCCUCCACGAGUAGUUUAAUGCCGAAAGAACCGAGCCCUCAACCCUCCUCAUCCACCCCCUCUAACGUGGAGCUGCUCAAGGACCUGAAGGAGGAGGGAUCCGAAACGAUACUCGUCGAAUUGAGAAAGCAAUCCGAUCAACAACUCGGGAUGGGGAUCGGGAAGCGGAGUCGAGGGAUCCUUGUCACCUCACUUCAACCGGGUAGUGCCGCCGCCGAAAAGCUGAAGGUUGGCGACCGGAUCUUGGCCGUCAAUGCGCUGCCCGUCACCGACCAGCUUUCCGCGGUGACGUUCGUGAAAAGCUCGGGCGACCGGCUGUUCCUCCAAAUCGCACGGCCACGCCAGAACCCCCAUUCC